Emericellopsis atlantica is the source of this 684-nucleotide messenger RNA. RefSeq lists its product as uncharacterized. NCBI's taxonomy places the organism in Eukaryota, Fungi, Ascomycota, Sordariomycetes, Hypocreales, Bionectriaceae. The coding region runs from base 151 to 663 and encodes 170 amino acids. The transcript has 2 exons. The record is from RefSeq and is a predicted model, not a curated record. Gene Ontology annotation, cellular component: endoplasmic reticulum; membrane. Gene Ontology annotation, molecular function: protein-macromolecule adaptor activity.
GCGAACUAGCACCUCCAAACUGCCCAGUUUGGUUAAGUGCAGGCAUGAGCCGCCCGCUUGGCUUCCGUGACGAUCUACGAGUAAGGUACAUUUCUUUUCUCCUUUUCGUUCACACCUUAACUCAGAAUACCCAGGCGACCAAGCAGCAACAUGGAGUCUCUCGCCACUUUCCUCCCCGCCGCUGAAGGCGUUCUGCCCUAUUACAUGAUCCUUCUAGGGUCCAUCUCCAUUGGGAAUUCAAUCCAGGCGUUUACGACACUUCACUUCUCCCGGCGCGUUUACAAUGGCCGAUUCAUCAGGAACACCAAUCUUCCGGUGACUUCUUCAACCUACAACCCCGAAGACUCCACCAACAAGCUUGUUCCUGACCACAAAAAUUCCAAAGCGAACGACCAGCUAACGCCCCUUGCUGGCCGCCUCUUUGGGAUCUGGACACUCCUCACCAGUGUGAUCAGGGUCUACGCAGCCUACAACCUGCACAACGGACCCAUCUACAAUAUCGCUAUGUCAACAUACGUCGUCGCGUUGCUUCACUUCUCCAGCGAGAUGUUUAUCUACAAGACUAUGACCUUUGGUCUGCCGCAGUUCUUCCCAUUUUUCUUUGCGACUCUGGGCUGCAUCUGGAUGCCCAUGGUCAGGGACUCUUAUGUUCAGUUCAAUUAGUAUAGAUAAGGGAAAAAGAAU